This is a messenger RNA of Uranotaenia lowii, 1827 nucleotides long. RefSeq lists its product as uncharacterized. NCBI's taxonomy places the organism in Eukaryota, Metazoa, Arthropoda, Insecta, Diptera, Culicidae. The record is from RefSeq and is a predicted model, not a curated record. Bases 406 to 1689 code for a protein of 427 amino acids. The transcript has 3 exons. Gene Ontology annotation, molecular function: protein binding.
UCGAUUUGGAGAGCCGUGAAAUUUAGUAUUACUUCUUAUUUCGCGAGAGCAAGAUGUUAACAGCCCAAGUCGAGGGAACUUAAUCGCAAUAAAACGAGCAGGUCUUGUUGAUGAGCUAUCAUCACAUUCGUAAACAAAGUUCGGAAGGACCGCUUUGUUGGGCAAUAUCAUUUACCAUUGCAAGAUAAAAUUUUCGCCAGGUUCGCUGGUUGAUUCGGGGCAGCCAAACAUCGCAAGGUAAUUUCGGGGCUCUAGAAAGUGAAAACAAAUUGUAUCAUGUGAUACAGUUCAAUGUUUAUUUGUAUGGAUUGUUAUCAUCGCGUUUGCAACUCCACGCGCGUUCAUACAUUUUGCUAUGCGUUCUACUAGUCGAAUAUCUAAUAUAUUUUAAAGUGCAAAUCGCGAAUGGCUAGCUUUUCCCAGCUCCCCAAUGAGAUGCUUGAGAAUGUUUUCCAGUACUUGGAUUUCAAGAAUAGAAAAAUGCUAUCGCCAGUGUGUACUCGUUGGAAUGAUAUUUUGAUGUCAGAACGCUACUUGAAAAAGCAUGUUAUACUGCAAAUCGAGGGAUGCAGAUUACUGGAUGCUAAGAAACCACUUAGAAGAGAUUAUCGAGCGCUAUCAAUCAAGCUGGACAAUACCAACAGUAAUGAAAUGAUAAAAAAUCUGCGCCUAAUACAUUCGAUUUGCGCCAACCCUCGAUAUUUACGUGUGGAAAAUUGGAGCUCAGAUCAACGGUUUGGAUGGCUAUUCGAAGAAUUAUUCUUCAAUCUCGAGCAUGUUGAACAACUUCAACUAAUGGGAACGUGUAAAACGGAAAAGGGUUCCAUCAAUUUACAGUUAGAAAAACUUCGUGUACUUAAACUGGAAGCUGCACAUCUUGAAUAUUUUAGUAUAACCGCUCCAAAUUUAACGGAGCUUAGCCUACACAUACGCACAGAGGAUGACAUGGAUUUACUACCUCAUUUUGCUGCUCAAUUGAUUCAUCUUACCGUGGUAUUCGUUUCUAAGGAUAUUUAUUAUUUCUACCGAUUGAAAUUCCCAAAACUGAAAGAAAUGGCAGUUCACAGAUGUUUGAAGGGAAUGACUCGCAGCGAGCAGAACAUCAGCAUUGUAUUUUUCAAACGCUUAACCCAGCUAAACAAACUACAUCUCGCUGUAAAAUUUAUAGACAGUUAUGUCUUGCAGCGAAUCAGUGAGAGUCUUUCUUCCACAGUAGACCUCAGUUUAGUUGUUAGCGAAGGUACCAUCGAAUUAUCAAAUAUAUCUAAACUUGUGAGUUUAGAAAAGCUGACAAUUUCAGCUGAAAAGGUUAAUCUUUCGGGAAUUAAAUUUUUCAAAUUGCGAGAACUCCGGCUUGGUUCGCAAAACUAUAACAACGGUACUUACGUUUAUGGCUUGGAGAAUUUAAUGUCAUUCCAUAAUCUUAGAGUCAUGGCUUUGCAUAAUGUCAAAUUCUACCCAGAGAUUCUCAAGCUCACACCUUCAUACAACGUUGAGACGAUGAUAAUUACACAUUACAAAAGGUUGGAGGAAAACCAUUUGCAAAUUUUGGUACGAAAAUUUUCAGCAGUUGUCUGGUUAAAAAUAGCAUCAUGCCCCGGGUUCACUAUUCGAGAAGUAGAAAAGCUGAAACGUCUUAUUCCUAAGCUGUGCGUUGCUUUCGAUGAAGUAGCUCUUGGAAGGCUGUGAUACAAUAUUAGAAAAGAAAACGAUCCCCUAAUUUAACAAACCUUUGUUUAUUAUUGCACAACAUUUAAUGAACAAAAUCGUAGCUUCUGUUGCUAUUCACUGUAAAUAAAUAAGUACUUACUGUUGUUGUUUUUGUUA